Messenger RNA from Lactuca virosa, 1080 nucleotides. The record is from the annotation of a GenBank genome assembly. NCBI's taxonomy places the organism in Eukaryota, Viridiplantae, Streptophyta, Magnoliopsida, Asterales, Asteraceae.
UUCAGCGCCUCUCUGCUCAUGGUUCUACAAACAGUUGACAGCGCGCCCUUUCAAUCCCCUCUCUAAAAAUCGAAAUUGAUGACAACAACAAUGGCGAAUCGUGGAAAAAACUAGGUUUUAUGCACCACCAAAACGGGAAUCAGUACUGAAUUUCUCUUAAAAUGGAAUCAAUUUCGUUAUUAUCAUCGUCUUUGCACAUUCACCUCCACCACAAAAACCUUAUCUCUCUACACUUAUCUUCAAUAAACCCUUCCAUAGUUUCCUUUCCUUAUCGUUUUUCCACGUCGCCUUCACAGCGGUUAUGUGCCGUGAAAACUAGUAGUAAUGGUGGUGGCAGUAGCCAGCAAGAUGGCACUGCUUACCGCGGCGCCGAUUUUCUCAGAAAGCCAGUGGUGGAGGUGAACGACGACGUUAUAGAUUCUUCGAAAAGCGAGGAUUCUGAUUACGAAGAUAAUGGAGGGAAGAGAAGAGGGGAAGAUGGAUGGGUUGAUUGGGAAGAUCAGAUUUUGGAAGAUACUGUACCCUUGGUUGGUUUUGUUAGAAUGAUUCUUCAUUCGGGCAAAUAUGCAAGUGGUGAGAGAUUAAGUCCUGAGCAUGAGAGAACUAUUCUAGAGAGAUUGUUGCCACAUCAUCCUGAAAGUGAGAAGAAGAUUGGAUGUGGCGUUAGUUACAUCACGGUUGGUUACCAUCCAGAUUUUGAAAGCUCAAGAUGUCUGUUCAUAGUGAGGAAGGAUGGAGAAAUGGUGGAUUUUUCAUAUUGGAAAUGCAUAAAAGGUUUGAUAAGGAAAAACUAUCCUUUAUAUGCGGACAGUUUUAUCCUCAGGCAUUUCCGAAGACGCAGGCAUAACGACUGAGACAUAAGAGGGAUAUUAUUGUAAUUUUAGGUUUCAUCAAAAUUAGAAUAAGUUUCCUUCUUUUAUGGUGUGCAUAUGACUUUGCUUGCUUCUUCAUACACAUUCAAGAAUACAAUUAUGGUUGGUUGCAAUUGCAAAAUUUUAGAGAAAAUGUAAAGAUCAACUCUUUCCUUCUUUGCACUUUUGAAUUUUUCUCUUGUAUCUUUUGGGUAAUGACUUGUAAAUC